AUGAGGAAUAUGACGAUAAUCACAGAAAUAUUGCUGUUAGGAAUUCCAAGUCUUCAACAAUAUAAGUUUCUAACUUUCUCUCUGUUCCUUGUGAUUUACUGUGUGACAAUAUGGGGGAACCUCCUGAUCAUCUCAUUGGUGGUGCACAGCAAGAAUCUCCAUUCUCCUAUGUACAUCUUCCUUACCCAACUUUCUGUGUGUGACAUUUUGGUGGCCACAGAUAUUGUCCCCAAUAUGCUUUAUGUGGUCUUCAAUGAUGGAGGCCUCAUUUCUCUCUUAGGCUGUAUUACUCAGUAUUUAAUCUUUUGCACCUCAGUAACCUCAGAGUGUCUCCUUCUGACAGUCAUGUCUUAUGACCGCUAUUUGGCCAUAUGUAACCCACUGCAUUACAAUGCUAUAAUGAGUCACAUGUUUAGUUUUAAAUUAGUUCUCAUGUGCUGGGUAUUAAGUUUUCUAUUACUACUAUCUCAAGCUAUACCAUCAUUUAACCUAUGGUUUUGUGGUCCACAUGUGAUUGACCAUUUUUUCUGUGAUUUUUUUCCUUUGAUUGAACUUUCCUGCUCAGAUACUUAUGCCUUUCAAAUGGAAACUAAGUUGCUCUCUAUACCUAUAGUUAUCAUGCCGUUCUUAAUCAUUUUUAUUUCCUAUAGCUACAUAAUUUUCACCAUCCUAAGAAUUCCAUCACUUACUGGCAGACGUAAGGCCUUCUCUACCUGCAGCUCUCACCUAGUCGUUGUCUCUAUAUAUUAUGGCACCAUAACAAGUAUUUAUUCAGUACCUACGAAAGAAAAUCCACAAAGUUUAAGUAAACUCCUGUCUCUGCUGUACACUGUGGUAACACCAAUAAUUAACCCAAUCAUAUAUAGCUUCAGAAAUAAGGACAUCCAUAAAGCAAUUGAUAUAUUCAUCAAGAAUAUAUCAUUGAGUAAAACUAGAUGA
Messenger RNA from Pseudophryne corroboree (corroboree frog), 939 nucleotides. Its product is annotated as olfactory receptor 5A2-like. Gene Ontology annotation, cellular component: membrane. NCBI's taxonomy places the organism in Eukaryota, Metazoa, Chordata, Amphibia, Anura, Myobatrachidae. The transcript has a single exon. Gene Ontology annotation, molecular function: olfactory receptor activity; G protein-coupled receptor activity. Gene Ontology annotation, biological process: G protein-coupled receptor signaling pathway. Bases 1 to 939 code for a protein of 312 amino acids. The record is from RefSeq and is a predicted model, not a curated record.